AGAAAGUAGAGGUUGAGAGUCAUGGCCAAUGCCCAAGCUUCCUUAUCCACUCCAUAGCUUUGAAUCUCAACUGAAAGUUAUUUGUAGUGGCAGAGAAGCGGAAUGAGAGUGGGGAUGGCUGCUUCCCUUUCAACUUCUCCUUACACAUGUUCCUCCAAAUCCAUUGUUUUUCCUAAGUGUAGUCCCAACAUCAAACUUGGAUCAAAUCGCUUCACAAUCUCUGCUUCAACCUCCGUUCUUGCUGGCGGUUCUCCCCUUCUUCAAGCAGCCAAGCAUACGGUGGACACAUAUGUAAAAAGUGGAAUGGUUAUUGGCUUGGGAUCUGGUCAAGCUUCUGGCAUGGCCAUUCAAUAUCUUGGCCGGCUGCUUCGGGCUGGUGCUUUGAAAGAUAUAGUUGGGGUACCUAUGUCUAUAGCAAGUGCAAGUGAAGCUGCCAAGGCGGGAAUUCCAUUAGACCAGUUCAACGAUAGUUCACAAAUUGAUUUUUCAUUUGAUGAUGCUGAUAUUAUAGAAGAAGGAACACUUAUUGCAGUCAUUGGGCAUCGGAAACCACAAGUGGAAGAUUCAAUAAUUCAGGAGAAGUCUAUAUUAAAUGCCUCCAACCAGCUUGCAUUCAUGAUAAAGGAAAGCCAAUAUAUGGGUGGCCCUGAGGGUUCGAUUCCAGUUUUAGUGAAUUCUCUUAAUUGGAUGCAAACUGCAGAAGAAAUUGAUGAUCUCUUUCUAGGCGAUGCAGAGGUAUGGAGGAGGCCAUCGAUUGGGCAUGCAGGUCCCCUUGGGGGCGACUUCCCAUUUGUCACUAGAGAAGGACAUAACGUACUGGAUGUCAUAUUUACAUCUCCUAUAUCAAGCCUAGCUGAAGUAGCAGAAAGUCUUGACCAGAUCAAUGGAGUCGUGGAUCAUGGAGUCAUUUCUAAAUUUCCAUGCACAGCAGUUAUUGCAUCAGAAAGUGGUCUGCAAAUUAUUGACAAUCUACAGAGGAAUAUGGCAUAGAGUAAUUGCAGUUUACCGGCAAUGCCAUCACAGGUAAUUUUGCUAGUAAUGAAUACCUCAACAUAAAUUUUGUGGAAAUGAUUGUGUAAACCAUUCCAAGGGCUACAUAAAAUAUUUUUCUAUUGUUAAUAUUAGAUGAAUCUAUGAGUUUUGGUUGACGUUAAAAGUAUUCUUAUUUUAAAUCAUGCUAGCUCUAUAUUUUCAUUCUAGAGUACUUCAAUAUUUCAUCAAUGAAUCAACCAAUAUACCUGUACAUGAAACUACUAUACAUUCUCUAUUCAUUUAUAGUAGAAAGCAAUGGAACUGGUUAGUGUUAA
Cucumis sativus (cucumber) is the source of this 1307-nucleotide messenger RNA. Its product is annotated as probable ribose-5-phosphate isomerase 4, chloroplastic. NCBI's taxonomy places the organism in Eukaryota, Viridiplantae, Streptophyta, Magnoliopsida, Cucurbitales, Cucurbitaceae. Bases 103 to 990 code for a protein of 295 amino acids. The record is from RefSeq and is a predicted model, not a curated record. Gene Ontology annotation, biological process: pentose-phosphate shunt, non-oxidative branch. Gene Ontology annotation, molecular function: ribose-5-phosphate isomerase activity. The transcript has 9 exons.